GCCAAGGUGCUUUGGUACUGCUACUAGCAAAACCUCGUCCUCUCCUUCGCUUCUCCUGUCCUGCUGCAUCCGCCGCCGCCGCUCUCCUGAAUCCCAACGAAUUUUAGCGGCUACCUUGUUGGCUGCAUCCGCCGCCGCUGUUCCUCGCCGCUGCUCGCGCCGCGCGGCGGAAGAGGGGCGGAGGCGGCAAUAAUGAAGAGGCUAUGGCGUCUUCAGGUGGUCCUGUCAUGGGUCCUGGCCGUCGUUCUCGGAUCAGUCCACGGCCAUGUGCGGCGGCAAUGGGGGGAGCAGGUGCCCCGGGAGUCGCGGCCGCACAGCGUCACCAUUACGGAGUUCGGCGCCGUAGGGGAUGGUAGGACCCUGAACACCCUGCCCUUCCAAAACGCCGUCUUCUACGCCCGGUCCUUCGCCGACAAGGGCGGCGCGCAGCUGUACGUCCCCAAGGGUCGAUGGCUCACCGGCAGCUUCAACCUCACCAGCCACCUCACCCUCUUCCUCGAGAAAGAUGCCAUCAUCAUGGGCGCGGAGGAGUCAUCGCAAUGGCCAAUUGUGGAACCUUUGCCAUCUUAUGGCCAGGGACUAGACCUUCCAGGUCCUAGACAUCGUAGCUUAAUAAAUGGAUACAAUUUAACGGAUGUUGUUAUUACUGGGAAUAAUGGACUUAUCGAUGGCCAGGGCUCAGUAUGGUGGAAUUGGCUUCGCUCUCAUGAACUAAAUCAUAGCCGCCCUCAUCUCGUGGAGUUUCUGUAUUCUGAAGAAAUUGUGAUCUCAAACUUGACAUUUUUGAACUCACCAGCCUGGAGCAUACAUCCAAUGUACUGCAGCAAUGUAAAGGUUCAUAACGUCACAAUUAAGACUUUGUUGGAUGCUCCACUCACGGAUGGCAUAGUUCCAGAUUCAUGUUUGAAUGUGUGCAUCGAAGACAGCACCAUUAGUGUCAGUCAUGAAGCCAUCUCAGUGAAAAGUGGGUGGGACAAGUACGGCAUUUCUAUCGGAAGGCCAACCUCGGACAUUCAUAUCAGCAGAGUGGAUCUUCAAGCGUCAUCCGGUGCCGCACUUGCAUUUGGCAGUGAGAUGUCCGGUGGGAUCUCAUGUAUUCAUGUUGAUCACCUAAGGAUACAUGGUUCUGAUAAAGGGUUCUCUUUCAAGACCACCCCUGACCGUGGAGGUUACAUAAAGGAAGUGGUCAUCUCGGAUGUAGAAAUAGAUGGUAUCCGUGUGGCCAUUGAAUUCAUAGGUAAUCUAUCAAGCCAUCCAGAUGAUGAUUUUGAUCCAUCUGAGCUCCCGGUGAUUGAUCAAAUCACCCUAAAGAAUAUGGUGGGAACAAACAUCUCGGUUGCAGGAGUUUUAUCAGGAAUUGACGGUGAUCCAUUUACUGCGAUCUGCCUUUCCAAUCUCAGUUUCUCGAUAACUGAUUCGGCCCAUUCUAGUCCCUGGUCUUGUUCCAAUGUUUCUGGAUACUCGGAAUCAGUCUUCCCUGAGCCUUGCUCGGAACUGUAUGCACCAUUCUCAAAUUCUUCAAUUUGCUUCUCCCUUCCUAGUUACAGUGCCCUUGCCGUGGCAUAGUCACAUAUAUAUUCUUGUGUUCAUCCUUCACUUUUCUUGUCCCAGUCCUUGUACAAUUCAGAAACAUUAAGCCUCCACCACCAUCUUUUUUCUAAAAAAAUUCCCAAUAAAUGCGUCAAGAAGAAUCAUAUCAGGGUACUCUCUUAUGGGGCCUAUGCUCAGACAACAAGAUGCAUAAUGAUCAUGAGGAAGAAUCAAGUGGGGUUGUGGACAGCUAUGUGCUUGCUUGUACAGCUACAUUUCUUCAUUCAAUCUGUAAGAAAAUUUUCUUUUUGGUAGGGCUUGUGUGCACAACAGUUGUCAUUUGGUUAUAAAUUAUCCAACCGUGGUUAAAUUACCUCUGUAUAUUCUAUCUCCCAGUGAGAAUCAGUAAAUCCAAUAAACAACAUCACAUGUUCUC
Molecule: messenger RNA, 1966 nt
Organism: Triticum dicoccoides
Lineage: Eukaryota; Viridiplantae; Streptophyta; Magnoliopsida; Poales; Poaceae
Product: probable polygalacturonase
Exons: 6
Coding region: 193-1566 (457 amino acids)
Biological process (GO): carbohydrate metabolic process
Molecular function (GO): polygalacturonase activity
Source: RefSeq, a predicted model, not a curated record